Messenger RNA from Aspergillus luchuensis, 606 nucleotides. RefSeq names its product flavin-dependent quinone reductase. Gene Ontology annotation, molecular function: oxidoreductase activity; FMN binding. NCBI's taxonomy places the organism in Eukaryota, Fungi, Ascomycota, Eurotiomycetes, Eurotiales, Aspergillaceae. The record is from RefSeq and is a predicted model, not a curated record. The coding region runs from base 1 to 606 and encodes 201 amino acids. Gene Ontology annotation, cellular component: cytosol. The transcript has a single exon.
AUGCCCCCCUCCAUCGGCCUCAUAAUCUGCAGCCAGCGCACUCCUCGCGCAGGCCCCCAGAUCGGCACAUUCAUCCACAACGCCAUCCGUGAAUCCUACCCCGCUGAAAAAACCACCAUUACGACCAUCGACCUGGCAGAAUGGAAUCUUCCACUCUACAAUGAGUCAGGGAUGCCAUCGCGCUUCAGCUCAGCAGAUGAGUACGAGCACGAGCACACCAAGGCCUGGUCACGGGAGAUAUCGCGCCACGAGGCGUUUAUUUUCGUCACACCGCAGUAUAACUGGGGGUAUCCGGCGAGUGUGAAGAAUGCGAUUGAUUACUUGUUUCAUGAGUGGAAGGGGAAGCCGGCGUUGGUGGUGAGUUAUGGGGGGCAUGGGGGUGGGAAGGCGGCGGAGCAGCUGAGGCAGGUGUUGCAGGGGGUGAGGAUGAGGCCGUUGGAGAGGAUGAUCGGGUUGAAGUUUCCGGAGAUGAAGGAGGUUGAGAGGGCGGCUAGAGGGGAGGAUUUGGGAUUGGAUGGGGAAGGGGGGUAUUGGGUUGGGGAGAGGGAGGGGAUUCAGGCUGCUUUUGGGGAGUUGAUUGCUGCGCUGGAGGGGGAGAAGGAAUAG